Xiphophorus maculatus (southern platyfish) is the source of this 1704-nucleotide messenger RNA. RefSeq names its product piggyBac transposable element-derived protein 4-like. Lineage: Eukaryota; Metazoa; Chordata; Actinopteri; Cyprinodontiformes; Poeciliidae. The transcript has 4 exons. The record is from RefSeq and is a predicted model, not a curated record. Bases 1 to 1704 code for a protein of 567 amino acids.
AUGAGUGUGCGUUACAACGCUGAAGAGGCUUUAGAGGUGAUUUUCUCACAUGUCCAGCAAGACAACUCUGAUUCAGAAGAGGAAGUAGAGGAUGUAUCCGAAGAAGAAGAUGGAGAGGAAUACAACCCAGAGCAGGAUGAAUCAUCUUCAGAAGAAGAAGAAAACCCUGAAGCUGAAAGUGAGACAUUCCUUUCAAAAAAUGGCAAAAUAACAUGGUCUUCAGCGGCAUAUGACCAACACGGCAGGCAUGCAGAACACAACAUUAUAAAGAUGACCCCAGGACCCACAAGGUAUGCUGUUUCUCAUGCCCAUGAUAUUGUUUCUACAUUCUACCUGUUUAUCACACCAGCAAUAGAAAAAAUAAUCCUGGAGAUGACAAAUCUGGAGGGUUUUCGCAAAUAUGGAGACAGCUGGAAAAAGAUGGAUGAGAUUGACCUCCAGGCCUAUUUAGGGCUGCUAAUCCUAGCAGGUGCAUACAGGUCCCGAGGUGAGGCUGCAGCUAGUCUAUGGGAUGCAGAGAAUGGAAGGCCAAUUUUCCGAGCCACAAUGCCACUCAAAGUCUUUCACACCUACUCAAGACUGAUACGAUUUGAUGACCGUGAAUCAAGACCAGCAAGACGUGUGACAGACAAACUUGCAGCCAUAAGAGAGGUAUGGGACAAGUGGGUGGAGCGGUUGCCCUACCUCUACAAUCCAGGGCCUGACGUAACAGUGGAUGAGCAACUGGUUCCAUUUAGAGGUCGAUGUCCUUUCCGGCAGUAUAUGCCCAGCAAGCCAGCAAAAUAUGGGAUCAAGUCAUGGGUGGCUUGCGAUGCCAAAUCAAGCUAUGCUUGGAAAAUGCAAGUCUAUACUGGGAAGUCAACCAGUGGAUGCCCAGAGAAGAACCAGGGGAUGCGAGUUGCGCUUGAUGUGACAGAGGGACUGAGGGGUCACAAUGUGACAUGUGACAAUUUCUUCACCUCUUAUGAACUCGGACAGCAGCUCCUGAAGAGGAAGAUCACCAUGGUUGGUACAGUUCGAAAGAACAAGCCUGAGCUCCCACCUGCGCUGCUUGCGUCAAAGGAGAGAGAGGUCUUCUCCUCAAAGUUUGCCUUCACGCCCACCACCACUCUAGUUUCCUACCUCCCAAAGAAAAACAAGAAUGUAGUUCUUCUGAGCAAACUGCACAAAGACGGCGACAUUAGUGAUCGUGAGGACAGGAAGCUAGUCAUCAUCCUGGAAUACAACCACAACAAAGGAGGUGUGGACAACCUAGAUAAGGUGAUUGGAACAUAUAGCUACAGACGAAUGACUGCCCGUUGGCCCCCUGUCAUCUUCCACAACAUCAUUGAUGUGUCCUCCUACAAUGCCUUUGUGAUUUGGAGAGAGAUCAACCCAACCUGGCUGCCUCAUAAGCAUAACAUAAGGAGGGUGUUCCUGGAGCACUUAGGAAAGGCACUCGUAACUCCACUCAUUCAAAGAAGGAAGCACAUCCCCCGCACAGAAACCUCAGCAGCAGUUGUGAAAACUAUUCAGAGUGCAGCAGCUCCUGAUCAACCUGAGAGAUCUACCUCAGCCACUUCCCCAGCUAGGGCAACUGAGGAGGAGUUGAGUGACUCGGAUUCAGAUGUCCAAUCUGAAGGGACUCCUAUCAAAAAGAGUCAAAAAGUAUUAAAAAUAGUAAAGAAGCUGAUCUUCAAUCAGAUUGCUCCAGCCCCAGGUUGA